Messenger RNA from Symbiodinium sp. CCMP2592, 1347 nucleotides. NCBI's taxonomy places the organism in Eukaryota, Dinophyceae, Suessiales, Symbiodiniaceae. The record is from the annotation of a GenBank genome assembly.
AUGCAGGUUUUUGCGGCCGACUGCUACUUCGGCGUGGUUGCAAUGCUGCUCAAUGCGCUGCCGGCUAUCGAGUUUGAGCAUGGCCUGGAUUUGGCGCAAGAGGUGUUCCUUAGUGCUGUCGACAUGCUGGAGCGGAACAACAACACCGAAGCUGCAAAUUGGACCAUCCCGCGGGAGCCCCUGGAGCGACAGUUUCCGCUCUUCCUUGGUCUACAGGCAAACGACUGCGCAGGUGCCAAGUUCCGUGUCUAUGUCUACGAAUCGCAGCAGUACUCUCUAGGCUCAGUCUUCUGUUCUGCCGGACAGUGGGGGGUGGAGGUGCUGCUGCAUCGAUUCUUCGCCUCUGGCUCUUGCCGGACCCUGAACGCCGACGAGGCCGAUCUCUUCUUGGUGCCUGACUACCGCGCUUGUCACAUCCAUCUCGCCCCCAACUACCAGCACAAGGGCUUGACACUACUGGAAGGUGACGAUUACCACUCCCAGGUGAUCCGAAACCACAAGGACAAGUACCGGCGUCCGGAGGAAGCCGAAAGCAGCUUUCUGGGCCUGAUCCAGACCUUGCCGCACUUUGAUCGCAAGAAGGGCAUGGACCACAUCUUCAUCUUCUCGGAUCAAGGCUUCAUCGUGAACUUCACCCACACCUUCCCCUCCUGGCGGGACCACAUCCCGCAUUCCAUCUUUCUCACGACAGAGGCCUUCACCCCGGGCUGCGGCCCAGGGUGCUUCUCACCCUGGAAGGAUGCCGUCAUACCAGGCCACAUCGACCUGGAUCGGAUGGAGCGCAUCCGAAGCUUCAACCAGCCUUCCAGCAACAGAAGUCUGCUGUUCAACUUCCAUGGCCGCCUUCCGGUGAACCACGACUACUACGAGAAGGUUGGUGUUCGUCGAGCGCUUCUCCAGUUCGCGGAGCUGCCGCAUGUGAGCGUGGGUGGCUUCAUCGAGGAGUACUUUGAAGUCAUGGGCAAAAGCCAUUUCUGCCUGGUUCCGGAGGGUACAUCCUCGUGGACGAACCACCUCUACGAAAGCUUCUUCGCUGGCUGCAUCCCAUUGAUUCUUUCGGAUCGCUAUGUCCUGCCCUUCCAGGAUCUGAUCGACUGGCCCUCCAUCAGCAUACGCUGGCCGCAGGAAGCAGUUUCGCUGGAGAUGUACAUGUACGUUAAGGAGCUCGUCGGCAAGCGUCGCCCACUAGUGGAAGCCAUCAAGCAGCGAGUGGACGAACAUGCCUGUUGGUUUGACUUCUAUCGCUUUGACCGGGACUGCUCGCCAUAUCGUGGUGUGGUUCACGACCUGGAGCGGCGCCACCAGAGCAUGCCGAAGUACUUACAUCCACACCACUGGAUGCUCUAG